Messenger RNA from Anopheles nili, 1467 nucleotides. RefSeq names its product interstitial collagenase-like. The record is from RefSeq and is a predicted model, not a curated record. Gene Ontology annotation, cellular component: extracellular matrix. Gene Ontology annotation, molecular function: metalloendopeptidase activity; zinc ion binding. Lineage: Eukaryota; Metazoa; Arthropoda; Insecta; Diptera; Culicidae. Gene Ontology annotation, biological process: extracellular matrix organization; collagen catabolic process; proteolysis.
AUGGUUAGGAGUGUCCGCGAUCAUAAUGGUGACUUCGUGUACUUUGGUGUUGGCAGGUUUAAGGACAAAAAUGCGUCCGUGAGUCAGCAUACGGACAACGACUUCCAGGAAGCUAUCAUGGAAUAUCAGAGCCUCAAUUAUCUGAAAAGCACGGGAGUGCUUGACGCAGCCACAACCGAAAUGAUGAGGCGUCCUCGUUGCGGGUUGAAAGAUAAGCAUAAUACAGUUCAAAACAAGUCCGUGGAAAGCUUCGUCCUGCACAAAAGCCGAUGGGAAAAGAAGCAUUUGACGUACGGUAUAACAAAGUACUCGAAGUGGCUGCACUGGAGUGUGGUUGACAGAGAAAUUGCAAAGGCGUUUAGUUUGUGGAGUGAGCACAUCGAUCUGACCUUCACACAACAUAGAAACGAGCCUGUGGACAUUGACAUCCGCUUCGAAAAGUACAUACAUCACGACGAAAACCCGUUCGAUGGUCCAGGACAGGUAUUAGCCCACGCUUUCAUACCAAAGCACGGAGGUGACAUUCAUUUUGACGACACGGAACACUGGACCGUCAAUUCAACGAAUGGAACUAAUCUGCUCCAGGUGGCUACUCACGAGGUUGGCCAUUCACUAGGACUCUUGGACACGCGUGACCAAUCUGACGCAAUGUAUUUUGCCUAUCUCGGGUAUGAUCCAAACUUCCAGCUAAGUCGUGACGAUAUUUUUGGUAUACAAAGGCUGUACGGCAAGAAAAACAGGUAUAGAAGCUGGCAUGAUGGCGAGAAUAACAUCGGUAUGGCUUCGAAUACAAUCACGAGCCGACCUUCAGUAGCGCAGGAAUCGGAGCUGUGCACAUCUAAGAACAUUGAUGCUAUCUUCCAAACGGAUGAUGAUAGCACCAUCGUCUUCCUGAGGAACAAGUACUACAAGCUCCUCCAGAACGAGGUAGCCCCAGGAUACCCGAAGGACAUUUCCGAUGGCUGGCCGGGACUUCCAGGAAACAUCGAUGCUGCAUUCACGUAUGAAAAUGGCAAGACAUACUUCUUCCAAGGCAACAAGUACUGGCGAUAUCGAGGUCGUCAGAUCGAUGGUGACUACCCGCGGGAGAUAAGCGACGGCUUUCCAGGGAUACCGAACAAUCUCAAUGCAGCCAUGCUGUGGUGGAACUCCAACAGUACUGUUUACUUCUUCAAGGACCGCAAAUUUUGGUUAUAUGACCCGAACACAACUCCUCCGGUCAAGCCGUCUUACCCCAAGCCUAUUUCAAACAUAGAAGGCUUACCUGAUCAAAUCGAUGCAGCGCUACAUCAUCCGAACGGUAAUAUGUACUUCUUCAGAGGUGACAAAUACUAUCGCGUCGAUGGAAAAUCAUCCACGGUCGAUCAUUCCGGACAGCCAUACCCGCGACGAACUGCAUCUUGGUGGUUUGGUUGCAAAAACUUGACUAGAGAUUCAACUCACCUAACCAACUAUGAACACUUUUAA